Messenger RNA from Aureobasidium subglaciale EXF-2481, 824 nucleotides. RefSeq lists its product as uncharacterized. The transcript has a single exon. NCBI's taxonomy places the organism in Eukaryota, Fungi, Ascomycota, Dothideomycetes, Dothideales, Saccotheciaceae. The record is from RefSeq and is a predicted model, not a curated record. The coding region runs from base 154 to 648 and encodes 164 amino acids.
AUAUAGCUGUUUGAUAGGUUCUCUUGAUCAACUUGCUUACAAUCACCACGUGAGUCACAAUUGCUCUUGCUUAAACCAUCAAUCCAAUCCCUCAAGCGUCGUCCACAAAACACUCUGCCUUGUUUCGUCAACAAUCACAGCGACAAUUUGAUCAUGGAAUACACAUAUACCAACGACCAAGGCUAUCCUCACCACGUCUGCGAUGUCGAGGGCAAUCACAUAUCGCAAUCUUCACAUACCACAAGCACUACCCAAAACCCAGCAUCUCCUCAACUCGAAUCGAACGAGUUCACAAAUUGGCGCUCCCUCGGCAAAGGAAACUGCGGCAGCGUGUGGACAACAGACAACUCCAGCUGGGCCAUAAAACGCGAAGACUGCAGCAAAACACGUUUCCUCUGGAAAGAAUACUACAUCCAGAACCGUAUCCAUACCGCCUUAUCCCACACCUCUGACAAGAUCUUGGUACCAUUUUCGUAUUGGAAUACUUCAAAGCAAGAGCUAUGGUAUUUGCCCUCGUCUGAACUGGAGAAUUGCAAUGUAAUGCGCUCCGAACGCAUUCCUCCACUCUCAGCCGGCUUUCGAAACAGAUCACUUGAUGCAGCUGUACCCAGACAUGCAGAAGAAGCAAAGAGGAUACACCUUGUGUAGCGCGUGUAUAUCUUAAAAAACGGCGUCCCAGACAUAACGCAGCGCAUUACUACAUAAAGAAUCUGCCAUUAUGUUUGAAUGUUCCGGAUGAGUUGGAGUUGCCUAUUCUAAGCUACGCGGCAGGUAUGGGAGAAGCUAUGCGAAUGAUGUGGAAUUUGUACUUGGAUCACCGAGAC